AAACCUGUAUGUAUGUACAAUCUUAUAGAACGGCGUCAUUUGAUACACGCGGCGGUUUGCAAGUAUAAAUUAAAUAAAAAAAAAAGUCAAUCAUCUCACUUUUAUCGUUGGAAACUCUUCAAUUGUUAUUAGCGAGCUUCAUUUAUCUACUUAUUUGUUCCGUAAUCAUCUUUUAUAAAUAUUGAGAUCUAACUCUCUUAAUUUAACCUAAUAAAAUGGGCGACAAUAUCGAGAAAGGAAUUAUCACCCGCAUUAUCCUGGAAAAUUUUGUGACUUAUGAUAGCGCUAUAGUGAAUCCUACCAGAUAUCUCAAUGUUAUUGUUGGACCUAAUGGAUCUGGCAAGUCCACUAUUGUUGCCGCUAUAGUUCUUGGCUUAGGUGGCAGACCUAAUAUCAUUGGACGAGCGCUUCAUAUAGGAGAAUAUGUUAAGUAUGGAUGUCAAUCCGCAAAGAUAGAAAUUCAUUUGAAGAAUGGCAAUAAAAGGGAUCAUGUGAUAGUCAGGAUUUUUACCAAAGAAGGAACAUCUAAAUGGAUGAUUAACGGUGCUCAAUCAUCUGCAAAAGCUGUACAAGAAUUCACAUCCAGUCUUAAUAUUCAGGUUGAUAAUCUUUGUCAAUUUCUACCACAAGAUAAAGUGCAAGAUUUUUCAAAAAUGGAUCCCCAAGGUUUGUUAGAAAAUACUGAAAGAUCUGUCGGAGAUCCAAAACUGUUAGAAUAUCAUCUACAAUUGAAGAAACAAAGAAUCCAUUUCAAGGAAUUAGAGUCUGACAUAGCAAAUAAAAAACGACUAUUGGAAUCUAAAGUUCAAAGACGUGAUGGGUUGCAACAAACUGUCAGUACAAUAAAAGAAAGAAAAUUGAUAAAGAAAAAAAUUACAACACUGAAACAAAAAAAGACAUGGAUGCUGUAUGAGGAAAUGCGCAGAAAAUUAGUGCAGUCUAAGAAAAUCAGAGAUAUAGCAGCAAAAGAAAUGCAGUCAAUAGAUGCUCAAUUGAUACCAAUAAAUAAAAAACUUGAGAAAAUGAAGUUUAAUAUGAUGACAUUAAAAAAUUCAUUAAAUGAUCAUAACAACAAAGUUAAUGCUAAAAGUACAAAAUUAAAGAGCGUAAUAAAUGAGAUUCUUAGUUGUGAAAACAGGAUUAAAGAAUCUGAGAAUACAUGUUCAUGUAGAAUUCAAGCAGAACAGAAUCGGGAUCAAGAUAUUAAACUUGCACAACAGCAGAAAAGCAAAUUGGAAAAUGAUUUUUCUCUUAUGAUUAAUGAGAUUGGAACAGAGGAAAGUUUAGUAAAGCAAUUGCAGAAUGUAGCAAGCAAUAUGGAGGGACAUAGAAGAAUAAUGGAUAAUUUCACCAAUAAAAAGAAUUUAUUAAAACACGAAGAAGAAAAAAUUGGUUAUGAAAUAAGAGCUACACAAGCAGAAUGUCAGUCUCUGAAUAUUGAUGUGAAGCGUUUAGAACUCUUGAAACGAACUAGUCCUGACGCAUAUAAAGGUGUGCUUUGGUUGAGAGAGAAUCGUGAUAAAUUUUCGGCUACAGUGUAUGAGCCCAUGUUGCUCAGUAUCAAUGUAAAAGAGGCUUCAUAUGCCAAGUAUUUAGAAAACAUAAUAUCCUUUCGAGAUUUAGUCGCAUUCACAUGUGAGAACAAACAGGAUAUGAAUUUGCUACUGAAGUACUUGAGAGAUCAACAAAAAUUGCAAGUUAAUGCAAUUUAUUCUGAUACCACCAAAAAAAUUAUGCCACCAAAUAUACCAUUACAAGACAUUAAAAAAUUUGGCUUCAAGCAUUAUUUAGCAUCACUUAUUGAAGCACCACCUGUCAUAAUGACAUAUCUGGUUUCAAUGUAUCAAUUAAAUAAUAUUCCUGUCGGGACCAAUGAAGUCGAAAAUAAUACAGAUCGUAUACCCCGCAACUUAAGCUGUUACUUUAGUGAGAACAACAUUUAUUCUGUGAAUAUAUCUAGAUACACACGCACAACAUCGACCAGAAUAUCACAAGUCAAUGGAAAUGGCUUGCUAUCGAUUAUUCUAGAUAAAUUAAAAGUACAAGGACUUCAAGAACGAUUAAAGAACUUGCAAGAAAGGAAAAAUCAAAUCUUAAUUGAUAUUAAAGAGGAAGAAGAUAAAAUAUGUGAGGAAACCAAGGAAUUAGAAAAAUAUCGAUCUGACAGAAAUAAAUAUCAACAAAAUAUUCAAAGUAUUCAAGCCUUGAAGAGCAGAAUAUGCAUAGCUACUAAGAAAAUUGAACAGUUGGAAAUGGAGCGAACAAGUAUUGAUAAUAUAAAAGCCACAUGCACUAAAGAGAUUAAGGCUAUUAUAAAGAAACAAUUACAAAUGUAUAAAGAAUAUAACACAAUUCUAAAGGAAUGUUUCAAUUGUGUUACAAAUAAUGACGAAGUCAAAUUUGCAAUAGCUUUACUGCAACAAACUUUAGUUAUUAAAGAGAAUGAGGCUGCAGAAUUGAAGGAUACGUUUAUAAAUGCAGAGAGGACAUUUAAGCAACACGACGAAGAAUUUCAACCUUUAAAGAGGGAAGCUGAAAGACUGUAUAAUGAAGCAUUGGCAAGCACAAAUAAUAUUAAUCCACAAGAUAACGCAUUUAAACUACUGAAUAAAGCUUUUGAAAAAUUACCAGCUACUAUAGACGAAAUAAAUAAAGAAUUAAAUAUUGCUCAAGCGAAAGUCUUCUGUAUGGCGAAAAACGUAGAUGCCGAGAACGUGCUUCAUGAAUAUGAGGAAAUACAAAGUAAUAUUCAAAAAUUGACUGAAUUUGUCAAACAGAAGACUAUUAAACUAGAAGAAAUGACAAAAGAGAUUAAUACAUUAAAAGAAAAAUGGUUACCACUAUUGGAGCAGCUGAUUGAAAGGAUAAAUACUAAUUUUAGUUCUUAUUUUUCUGCGAUGGAUUGCGCUGGCGAAGUUACACUUGCACAUGGUGAAAAUGUCCUGGAUUUUGAUCAAUAUGGUUUAAAAAUCAGAGUAAAGUUCCGAGAUACGGAUGAACUGCAAGAAUUAACAAGACAUUUUCAAAGCGGUGGUGAAAGAACUGUAACUACUGCCAUUUAUAUGAUCGCUUUACAAGAAUUGUCGCGCGUACCGUUUCGCUGUGUAGAUGAAAUUAAUCAGGGCAUGGAUGCAAUUAACGAAAAUCGCGUUUUUAAUUUACUUGUUAAAAUGACAGGACGGCCAGGCAGCUCUCAAUAUUUUCUGCUCACACCAAAACUUUUAUUAGACUUAUCAUAUGCGGAAACAGUGACACUACAUUGCGUUUUAAAUGGACCAAUUAUUAAUACAAGUGAUAAAGAGUUUGAAUUUGAUACAGAAGCUUAUGUCAAUAGUUUUGCAUCAAUAACUGAUAUAUAGAAGAGAAACAUAAAAGUAAAA
Molecule: messenger RNA, 3380 nt
Organism: Camponotus floridanus (Florida carpenter ant)
Lineage: Eukaryota; Metazoa; Arthropoda; Insecta; Hymenoptera; Formicidae
Gene: SMC5
Product: structural maintenance of chromosomes protein 5
Exons: 14
Coding region: 216-3359 (1047 amino acids)
Biological process (GO): double-strand break repair via homologous recombination
Cellular component (GO): Smc5-Smc6 complex
Molecular function (GO): ATP hydrolysis activity; ATP binding
Source: RefSeq, a predicted model, not a curated record